Molecule: messenger RNA, 1841 nt
Organism: Myxozyma melibiosi
Lineage: Eukaryota; Fungi; Ascomycota; Lipomycetes; Lipomycetales; Lipomycetaceae
Product: LIM-domain binding protein-domain-containing protein
Exons: 1
Coding region: 25-1602 (525 amino acids)
Biological process (GO): negative regulation of transcription by RNA polymerase II; positive regulation of transcription by RNA polymerase II
Cellular component (GO): nucleus; transcription regulator complex
Source: RefSeq, a predicted model, not a curated record
UGCAAGCGGCUGGAGUCAGAGGGUAUGCUUUUCUCAAGAUCAUUUCAAGUGCAUAAAAUUCUAACGUAUUGCGAAUUUAGGAAAAACAUGGUCGGCCUGAUGCGGCUCUUGUCGUUUUGCGAGAGUCUAAGUGCGGGUACCGAGCAAAAGAAAGACUUGGACUACUGGAAGCGGUUUGUAUUGGAAUAUUUCACAGAGCUCGGCGGGAUGAAGUAUACCGUUGUCAACUCGAACGACAAGAUACCAAAACAUUACGAAGUCCCCAACCUCGCGCUACCUCGAUACUACCACACCUUAUUCCAAGACGGCGUCCGUCGCGUACAAAUAAUACCCGAGAACGCGCGCGAGGUGACGAUGGCGCCGGAUGUGCAUGUGAUUGAGUGCGCGCGCGCGACGAUGAUCUACUGGUUCCAGAGCGGGUCGCAUGUUGUUUCGCAUGGCUCGCUGCGGGUGUUUAUAAACGGGCACGCGCUGCGGAUCGACAGUUUGGAGUUUCACGCGCACGAGCAUAAUGAGUUUGUGCCGCGGAGUAUAGCGAUGGCGGCGGUGAACGCAGGACGGCAAGAGAACGACGCGAAUUCGUCGGCGUCGGCGUCGGUGUCCUCGUCGUCUCCGUCGGCGGCGCAGUCGGCUGCUGUUGCGGCGGUGUCUCGCUCGCAGGUGAACGGGUACGGAAUCACGGAUGCUUUGACUCGAUUUCUGCAAAUCACGCAGGUGAUGGCGCAGAUGAGGGAGUUGGUUCCAUAUUAUUUGUCGCCGAAUAAUGCUGCUGGGCCGUUGCAGUCGUUCACGGCGUUUGUCAAUCUGAUAAACGUUCAGCGCGAGAAUUCACAGCAUCAGCAGCAGCAACAUCAGCAACAACAACAUCAACAACAGCAGCAGCAACAACAACAACAACAACAACCACAACAGCAAUCAUCACAACAAUCACAACAGCAACAAUCACAACAACAACAGCAGCAGCAACAACAACAAGAUGGAGCUGGAUCAAAUACCGAUUCAAAAGGACAGUCGCAAAUCAAACAACAGCAGGGAUAUCCCAACCUGCAGCUCCAAAUGAAACAGCAAGAACAACAACAACAGCAGAACCAACAAGGCCUGUCACAGGACCAAAAAAGCAUGUCCGACAACAUGGGCAACCUCAAAAACGAGCCCGACGUGAAAGACGAAGACGACUCCGCGAUGGCGAUCGACGGCGCUAUACGUGCCGAGGGCAAAGCCGAGAAAGGAACCGAAGGCCACGACGUGACCCUGAUCGACGCCUCCUCGGGCACCGGUGCGCGAGCGCUACAGACCGACGGCGGAUCACCGAUAAUGAUCAAUUCCCCUUCGCCCAGCCAAUCCGGCUCCGGUCCGCAAAGCCCGCGAAGUCUCGCAAACAAACGAAGGCGCGAUACGCUCACUGGGACCGGUAACGGAAAUUCAGCGAACGUGUCGAAUACGGGCAUGAUGCUGGGCCAGCAAGCGAUCGGCGGGAACCAGGGCAAUGGCGCGGACAUGGUGGUGUCUGUGAAGGAAGAGGAGAGGAAAGAUGCAAAGAUGAGUCCAAAAUUGGGGAAGCAGCCGCCAUUGAAGCGGACAAAGACUGGUAACGGAAGUUAAUCAGCUCUUUUUAAUUCCAAAAGAUUGCCGUUUAUUUCCAUUUUUUUGUUUCAUUUUUUAUUUAAUCUUGUCGCAACUUGUACACUACGUGUAGUCUGGUUUUUUCUUACUUAUGUUUUUGCGUUUAUUUUGUUGAAUUGUGUUUGUGUAUUAGAUGCAUUUUUCAGUCUCGUAGGAAGUGAGAUAUAGUUGGUUUUUCGAGUAUAAUAAAAUAAUUCUUCCGCGCUAUUUUAUUUGUU